Molecule: messenger RNA, 4119 nt
Organism: Cinclus cinclus
Lineage: Eukaryota; Metazoa; Chordata; Aves; Passeriformes; Cinclidae
Gene: EHBP1
Product: EH domain binding protein 1
Exons: 25
Coding region: 394-4119 (1241 amino acids)
Molecular function (GO): protein binding
Source: RefSeq, a predicted model, not a curated record
GGGCAGCGGCAGCGCUGACUCUCGACUGCCGUGUGGUGCCAGCGCGCCCGCUCGGCGGGACCGCCCGCGAGGAGCCGGCGGCAGUCCUGCAGUCUUCCCUUGGUCUGCUGCGUGAAGAAUGAUGAUUCCAUGAGAGAACUUCCUUUCCCUUACGUGUCUACUGCUACUUCAUGCUGCUCCUGGCCAGUGAUGAGCCAUUCUGCUAGACUGGGAUUUACCCUGAGGAGGGGAGAGGCAGAAUAUGAAUUGUAGACAUCCCGUCAAGUUUCUCACACACUCUUUUUACUGUGUCUGUAUAUAAAUCUGCUAGUAUCAAGCACACACACUCUUUGAAACCUACACUGGUGUUUACGCAGUUGCUGCUGUGUAAGAGGACUGUUAUUUCUUACCAUCAUGGCUUCAGUUUGGAAAAGACUGCAGCGUGUUGGGAAACAUGCAUCCAAGUUCCAGUUUGUGGCCUCUUACCAGGAACUGAUGGUUGAGUGCACCAAAAAAUGGCAGCCAGAUAAACUGGUGGUGGUUUGGACAAGAAGAAGCAGAAGAAAAUCCUCUAAGGCACACAGCUGGCAGCCUGGAAUCAAGAACCCAUACCGUGGGGUGGUGGUGUGGCCUGUACCUGAAAAUGUCGAAAUUACUGUGACUCUCUUCAAGGAUCCCCACGCUGAAGAGUUUGAAGACAAGGAGUGGAUGUUUGUCAUAGAGAACGAAUCUCCUUCUGGACGUAGAAAAGCACUUGCCACCAGCAGCAUCAACAUGAAGCAAUAUGCCAGCCCCAUGCCUACACAGACAGAUGUCAGGUUAAAAUUCAAGCCCCUGUCUAAGAAAGUGGUAUCUGCCACACUACAGUUCUCCUUAUCUUGUAUUUUCCUGAGGGAAGGAAAAGCCACGGAUGAAGACAUGCAAAGCCUGGCUAGUUUGAUGAGUAUGAAACAAGCUGAUAUUGGUAACCUAGAUGAUUUUGAGGAAGACAAUGAAGAAGACGAAGAAAACAGAGUGAAUCAAGAGGAAAAGGCUGCAAAAAUUACAGAAAUUGUAAACCAGUUGAAUGCUCUGAGCAGCUUAGAUGAAGAUCAAGAUGACUGCAUAAAGCGAGCAAAUAUGCCUUCAGCUAAAUCAGCCAGUUCCUCUGAAGAGCUUAUCAAUAAGCUUAAUUUUCUGGAUGAAGGGGAGCAAGACCUGGCCAACUCCAGCACGAACCCUUUUGGUGAUCCUGACACAGCAGAAUUAAAUCCAUUUGGAGACCCUGAUGUCGAAGAACUUCACCCUAAAAGAGCUUUGUCUUCAAAGCCAGAAGAAAGUUUCUAUGUUGACAGCUACAAUCCCUUCAAGGAUGAAGAAGACCCAGAGUACUUAAACCCAUUUGAUGAGCCAGAUCACCCCCCUGAAGCACCUGGAAGUGUAAGAGAUUCUCCUCCACAACCUGCAAAAAGGAAAAUCAUCAGGCCAGUGGAUAUGAGCAAAUACCUCUAUGCAGAUACCUCUAAAGCUGAGGAGGAAGAGCUGGAUGAAUCCAAUCCAUUUUAUGAACCAAAAUCAAGCCCUGCUUUAAUUAAAGUUGCUCUGCAAGAGCCAGAAAAGAAGAUUAAAAGAAAGGCUCCUGAACCCCCAAACCUCUUGCCAAAGACAGAGAUGGUCAUGGGUGAGAACGUGUCAGCAAUUCCUGCAUCGAGGGAGUUUUCCUCCUCUCCUAAGCCAAGCCCAAUACCAAGUCCUGUUUUGGGGAGAAAGCCAAAUGCUAGUCAGUCAUUGCUCGUGUGGUGCAAAGAAGUUACAAAAAACUACAGGGGAGUGAAAAUCACCAAUUUUACCACGUCGUGGAGAAAUGGUUUAUCCUUUUGUGCAAUAUUACAUCAUUUUAGACCAGACCUGAUUGACUACAAGUCCCUGAAUCCUCAAGAUAUUAAAGAGAACAACAAAAAGGCUUACGACGGGUUUGCCAGCUUGGGAAUAUCGCGAUUGCUGGAGCCUUCGGACAUGGUUUUGUUAGCCAUCCCUGACAAACUGACUGUUAUGACCUAUCUCUAUCAGAUAAGGGCACAUUUCUGCGGCCAGGAGCUGAACGUGGUUCAGAUAGAGGAGAACAGCAGUAAGAGCACGUACAAAGUGGGUAACUACGAGACGGACACAAACAGUUCUGUGGACCAGGAGAAGUUCUACGCGGAGCUGAACGACCUGAAGCGGGAGCCCGAGCUGCACCCACUGGACGGUGGUUUGGCAGACUUUGCCUCUCAGGAUGACUCCGUGUUUGUGAACGACAGCGGAGUUGGCGAAUCUGAGAGCGAGCAUCAGACUCCUGAUGACCACCUAAGCCCGAGCACGGCUUCCCCUUCUUCACGGAGGACUCGAAGUGACACGGAUCCGCAGAAAUCCCAGCAGAGCUCUGGAAGGACUUCGGCCUCUGAAGAAAUUGGGAAGUGUAGCAGUACAGACGCAACACAAGUGCAGCCCGUGUUGGGAAGGAAGAAAUUGCUGAUAACUGACACCUUAGACUUCAGUGACUUAGCACAUGUCAGUGAUCAAAAAGAGGAUAUGUCUCCCACAGUUGCCUGUGAAGAUAACAACAAGAAGAGACACCAGAGCUUAGACAGUACCCCUGGUUUCUCAGAGCAAGAAAAGCUGGGUUGUAUAGGAUCCACAGAGAGCACAAGAGCAGAUCCUGGUUCACCUGUCACAAAACCGAGUUUAUCUCCUACUUCUAAGCCUGGAUACUCCUAUAAUAUGGAUAUGGAUCUUGCAAAGAAACCACAUGCUUCUCUGAGGCAAACAGAAUCUGAUUCUGACAGCGAUGCCAGAACAGCUUUAAAUCAUGCAGAUCAAACUGCAAAAACAGCCCAGCAACGUAUGUUGUCAAGACAGGAAGAACUUAAAGAACGAGCGAGAGUUCUGCUUGAGCAAGCAAGAAGAGAUGCAGCAUUAAAGGCAGGGAAUAAACAGCUAACCAGUACCCUCAUCCCAGCCCGCAAUAAGCAGCUGAAUGAUCAGCAAGAUGAAGAGCGGCGUCGGCAGCUGAGAGAGAGAGCUCGUCAGCUAAUAGCAGAAGCUCGAUCUGGAGUGAAGAUGUCAGAACUUCCCAGCUACACUGAAAUGGCUGCAGAAAAGUUGAAAGAAAGGUCAAAGGCAUCUGGAGAUGAGGAUGAGGAUGAUGAUAAUAUUGAGAUAGAUACUAAUGAGGAGGCUCCUGAAUGCUCUGUUACUGGAGGUGGAGAUGAACUUACUAACCUAGAAAAUGACCUUGAUUCAACGGAGCAAAACAGUAAGUUGGUGGAUUUGAAGCUGAAGAAGCUCCUAGAAGCUCAGCCACAGGUGGCAAAUUCACUCUCCAGUGCUGCUCAGAAAACUGUAACAGAUAGCUCAGAGCAAGACAUUCAGAAUGGAACAGAGGAACAUCAUGCUGAGCGAUCACAAAAAGCAGCAGAACGGUUUAGAAAUCCCGUUGUGUUCAGCAAGGACUCGACCGUCAGGAAAACUCAGCUCCAGUCUUUCAGUCAAUACGUGGAGAGCAGACCAGAGAUGAAAAGGCAGAGAUCAAUACAGGAAGAUACAAAGAGAGGAAAUGAGGAGAAGGCUGCGAUAGCUGAGACUCAGAGGAAGCCAUCAGAAGAUGAAGUGCUUAAUAAAGGGUUCAAAGACACCAGUCAGUAUGUUGUAGGAGAAUUGGCAGCACUAGAGAAUGAGCAAAAGCAAAUUGACACCCGUGCCGCGCUGGUGGAGAAGCGCCUUCGCUAUCUCAUGGACACAGGAAGAAACACAGAAGAAGAAGAAGCUAUGAUGCAGGAGUGGUUCAUGCUGGUUAAUAAGAAGAAUGCCUUAAUAAGACGAAUGAACCAGCUUUCUCUUCUGGAAAAAGAACAUGACCUAGAAAGGCGUUACGAGCUGCUGAACCGGGAGCUCAGAGCAAUGCUGGCUAUUGAAGACUGGCAGAAGACCGAGGCGCAGAAGAGGCGAGAGCAGCUCUUGCUGGACGAACUCGUUAUUCUCGUUAAUAAACGGGACGCGCUGGUCAGGGACUUGGACGCCCAGGAGAAGCAGGCCGAGGAAGAGGACGAGCAUUUGGAGAGGACCCUCGAGCAAAACAAAGGCAAGAUGGCCAAGAAGGAAGAGAAAUGCAUUCUCCAGUGA